AGAGUUUUCUAUAAAUACUGAGCCCUUGCUCACCAUUAGUAGCGAAAUGAUUGUUUUAAUUACCCUAUUACUGUUCGCCAUACCCAUUCUCUGCAAUAAAGUGGAGUUACGUUCACCUCGUGUUACAACUUUUGGAGAUUGGAAUUCAUGGGCUAGAUGCCGCGAUGGAGAGUUUGCCUACGCUAUUCAGGUGAAGGUGGAGGGAAAACAAGGAUCACGUGGUGAUGAUACUGGUCUUAAUGCUGUUGCCCUCUAUUGUCGUCCAUUAGGAUCCGACGCCAUCAGCAGAAACAAUAAAAUAAUGAGCGGAGAGGCACCGUGGGGUGGCUGGGGAGGUAUAAAAUACUGCCCGAACAACAAAGUGCUCAUUGGAUUCACAUUGCGAUCUGAGCAAAAUCAACGGGAUGGUGAUGAUUGUGCAGCGGACAACUUUGCCGGGUACUGUGGAACACCACAUGGCCCCAGGAACCGAGACUCGAGAAUUCAAGGAGACGGUACUGGAUGGGGAGAUUGGACGGAUGAUCAGUGGUGCCCAGAAGGUUACGCAGUCUGUGGAAUACAAAGUCAAAUUGAAAAAGAACAAGGGCGAGGUGAUGAUACAGCUGUUAACAAUGUGGAUUUGGAAUGUUGUCAAGUUGGAGUAUCAAGUUGUAAUCCUGGUUACUCGCUUGUACGUAUUGGAGAAUAUGACAAUAGAAGAGGCGCUGGAACAGUGACCAAGGAGUUCCAACAAAGAGUUUCUAUCACUAAAACUAGUGGAGUGACGACUACGCUUUCCAAUUCUGAGAAAUAUUCAGUUUCUAAAGCUAUUGAGGCUGGAAUUUCCGCCACACAUGGGAUGUUCACUGCCAAGGUUAAUACUGCACUUACCAAGACCUCGGAACGAAUUACAACUAGCCAACUUCAAAGAAUGAUUCAGGAUGCUACCACUCAUGAAAGAAUUGAGAAAAUUACAUUUACUGUUCCGGCUUGGCACCGUGUUAUUGUCGAACAAUUAAUAAUAACAUGUGGUGGCUAUGAAGUUGGAAUUGCGAAAACUAUUUCAAGAUCUUAGUGAAGAAAAAUUAAUUUAAAAAAAAUAAAUAAAUAAAAUAAAGUAUAAAGUUUUUUGACAAUAAAUCAUGAAUAAAUCUUCAAUAUU
Caenorhabditis elegans is the source of this 1141-nucleotide messenger RNA. It is a transcript of the gene txt-3, whose product is annotated as Vitelline membrane outer layer protein 1. The transcript is spliced from 5 exons. Lineage: Eukaryota; Metazoa; Nematoda; Chromadorea; Rhabditida; Rhabditidae. The coding region runs from base 47 to 1054 and encodes 335 amino acids. The record is from RefSeq and is marked reviewed.